This is a messenger RNA of Penicillium canescens, 1005 nucleotides long. It is a transcript of the gene akr1, whose product is annotated as putative aldehyde reductase (AKR1). Gene Ontology annotation, cellular component: cytosol. NCBI's taxonomy places the organism in Eukaryota, Fungi, Ascomycota, Eurotiomycetes, Eurotiales, Aspergillaceae. The record is from RefSeq and is a predicted model, not a curated record. The transcript has 12 exons. Gene Ontology annotation, molecular function: aldose reductase (NADPH) activity. The coding region runs from base 1 to 1005 and encodes 334 amino acids.
AUGUCUCUCGGAAAGAAAGUCACUCUCAACUCCGGUCACCAGAUCCCCCAGCUGGGCUUUGGUACCUGGCAAUCCGCCCCUGGCCAGGUCGGCGAGGCUGUUUAUGAGGCCUUGAAGGCCGGUUACCGCCACCUGGAUUUGGCCACCAUCUACCAGAACCAGCGCGAGGUUGCCGAGGGUAUCAAGCGUGCCUACAAGGAUGUUCCUGGUCUGAAGCGUGAGGACCUUUUCAUCACCUCCAAGUUGUGGAACAGCCAGCACCGCCCGGAAGUUGUGGAGGCUUCCCUCGAUGAGUGUCUUGCCGAGCUGGAGCUGGACUACCUUGAUCUAUACCUUGUUCACUGGCCCGUGGCCUUCCAGAAGGGUGACUCAUACUUCCCCCUCGUUGCCAACAGCAACGUUGAGGGUGGUGACGUGGUAAUUGACGAUGGCGUCUCUAUUGUGGAUACCUGGAAAGCUAUGACCCAGCUCCCCAAGAGCAAGGCUCGCUCCGUCGGUGUCUCUAACCACACGAUUGAACAUCUUGAGGCUAUCAUCAACGGAACCGGUGUUGUUCCCGCUGCGAACCAGAUUGAGCGCCACCCCGUCCUCCAGAGCAACGACUUGAUCGAGUAUUGUCAGAAGAAGGGCAUCCACGUCACUGCUUACUCGGCUUUCGGUAACAACAUGCUUGGCAUUCCCCUUCUUAUCACCCGCCCUGAGGUCAAGGAGGUUGCCGAGUCAGUCUCGAAGCGCACUGGUCAGGAAGUCAGCCCUGCUCAUGUCAUCCUCGCAUGGUCCCAAGUUGGCGGCCACAGUGUCAUUCCCAAGUCGGUCACCCCGUCACGCAUCCGUGACAACUUCAAGGAAGUGGAGCUCACCCCUGAGGAGGUUCAGAAGGUCAGCUCUUUGGGCCAGAACCGCAGACGCUACAACACUCCUUUCACUGCUAACAAGCCUCGUUGGAAUAUUGACAUCUUCGGUGAGCCUGAAGAGAAGGCUGCCGGCCACAAGGUCAUCGUUUAA